GGCUCCUGGAAGGUCUGGCGCGCGGGGUCCACCCCCAGCACUGCUAGGAAGGCCACCAGGGUGCUUUCAAAGAGAUCCCCCUUCAGGGUAUGGUCCAGGAGGGCAAUGGAGAGGGCGAGACAGGCCUGGUCUAGCCAGUUCUGUGCCUUUUCCUCCGGGGGGGAUAGUGGUGGGGGUGCUGGUAGCACUAGGGGCCCUAGGGGUUCGGCUGAUCCCCAGGGCGCUGGGGGUGCUAGCAGUGGUGCCCCCGAUGCCCCUGAUUCCUGCGGUAUCUGUGAUGCCUCAAAUGCUGGUCAGCGCGGCCAGCUGGGCGGUGUUAAGCUAGUGGCGCAGCUGGAUGGGCUGGUCUGGCUGGGUGCUGCGGUAGGCGAAGCAGACCAGCCGCUGCCAGACCUGGCAGUAUUAGCAAUAGGUCUUCGGCCGCCAGUUCCAGACCCCAGGCUCGCGAAAGAAGGUAUUGAUCUAGACCUGGUCAAAUUCAUUGAUCUGGCUGCUCCGGAUGGUCUGGUAGGCCUGCUAGAUCAGCCGCUCGACACUGGCACUGAACAGGGCCAGCAGGGGCUCCUGGGCCGGAUCAGGUAG
This is a messenger RNA of Aspergillus udagawae, 582 nucleotides long. RefSeq lists its product as uncharacterized. The annotation marks the transcript as partial. The transcript has 3 exons. Lineage: Eukaryota; Fungi; Ascomycota; Eurotiomycetes; Eurotiales; Aspergillaceae. The record is from RefSeq and is a predicted model, not a curated record.